AUGGGGCUCUUCGUGCCGGUGGUCGACCAGGAGCGCGCCAGGUUCGAGCGCGGUUCGGGCGGCGACGAUACGGCAUCCAGGGCGCACCGCGCGUUCCACGAUCCGCACUCGCUGCACCGCGGCAGCCGCCCGGAAGACGACACCGAGCGCGACGUCGGAUCGCAGUACGCGAAGAAGGGCAAUCUCGUCAAGGUGGACGGCAAGUGGGUGAAACCCUCGAAGGACAGGGACGGCCGGGGUUCCAAGCCCGGCGUCUCUCAUGCGCUCGGGUCCGAGCCCCAGAGGUUCAUCCCGGAGAAAGAAUUCAGGGGCGCGCGGCUGGGAUACUACUUUGCCAUGGGCAAGCACGGCCUGGGUUACUACAAGGACGAUCCGAGAUUGUACAGAUCGAACCAGUGGCGGGACACCUGGGAGGAGCUUCAGGCUGGGGACGCGCGAGCGAGACAGGCGAGGCGCGAGGAGACCAAGGCCGCGCGCGAGGAUCGCAGGGACGCGAGCGCGUACGACCCGCACGACUACAGGGGAGGACGCGACCGGCACCGGGGCGGGUCGAGGGACAGGUCGAGGGACAGAUGGACGCGGCGGUGGGGUCGACGACAGGGACCGGCGCGAUCGGCGGAGGAGCAGGAGCGGGAGCAGGGACCGGGGUGGGCGCGGGUCGCCUCCCAGGGAGAUGACGCGGGAGGAAAAGGAGAAGGCCGCGCUCGAGAGGCUCGCGGCUAA
Molecule: messenger RNA, 723 nt
Organism: Micromonas commoda
Lineage: Eukaryota; Viridiplantae; Chlorophyta; Mamiellophyceae; Mamiellales; Mamiellaceae
Exons: 2
Coding region: 1-723 (240 amino acids)
Source: RefSeq, a predicted model, not a curated record